AUGAAUAUUUUCAAAUGUUCAAUCUCCUCCGAUAAAUCAAACAAUAACCAACAACAAGAACAUUUAGCAAGAGAAGAUCCUGUCACUCAUCAAUUAAUUGUAAAUCAAAAGAAAAAAAAGAAAAAUCAAACUUUACCGCCAAACAGUUUUACUUUAAUUGGAACGAAUAAUAAGAAUUACAUUUACAAACCAUUAAAAAAAUUAAGUAGUGGAGCAUCAAAUACAAGUGACGUUUGGCAGAUUGAAUUAAUUGAACCACAUGAUAUAAAAGGAAUUUAUGCCUUAAAAAGAAUUAAAUUAGAUGAUAUAGAUAAUUAUGAUUAUGGAUCAAAUUUAUUACUAAAACAGACAAUUGACAUGAAUAUUGAUAAGAAUUGUGUCAAUUCAACAACUCUUUCAGAUUUGGAACAUUUAAAUAUUGUAAAAUAUUUUGAUUCUUUCAUUUCUCAAAAUAUUGGCGGGAAAUAUUUAAAUAUUUUACAAGAAUUUUGCAUUACUUCAUUACAAAAACUUUUUGAUUUGAAACAGGACAUUCCAAUAAGUUAUCAGAUUCAAUGGUCACUUCAUAUUGCACAAGCUUUGAAAUAUAUUCAUGACGAAUGUAAAAUAAUUCACAGAGAUGUUAAACCUGAUAAUAUUUUAUUGAAAAAAGUUAUUUCUAAUAAUUUACCUAAUUUGGCAAAUUUAAAUAAUAAUAAUUUGAAUAAUAAUUCGAAUAAUAAUAGUGCGAAUAAUGAUGGUGGUGCAAAUAAUGAGAAACAGAAUAAUUUAUCAAUUAAUACAACAAUUCAAGUGAAUAAUGGAAAUUCCAAUCAGAAUUUUACAAAUAUUAAUAAUGAAAAGAGUCCUGCCUCUCCACAAUCCAAACUCAUUAUCAAACUUGCUGAUUUUGAUUAUGCAAAGAAGGUUGAUUUGAGUAAUGCCAAAACAUUUGUUGGAAGUCAGGAAUAUUUUGCACCAGAAAUUAUUAACAGUUUAAAUAAUUACAAUCUCUCAAAGAGUAAUGGAAUGUAUCAGUCAUGUGGUAAUAAUGGAGUUGGCAGUAGUAGUACUACUACUAGUAGUAAUGGUUCUAAUCAUACAAAUGAUAGAUAUUACUAUACUCAUAAGGUAGAUAUUUGGUCAUUUGGAAUUGUUGCCUUCCAGCUCAUUAAACCAAUUUAUCGAUUGAACAUUCCCAAAUUUAGAGAAGAAUUGCAAAAGAAUCCAAAUUAUGUGAAGGAAUUAUUGAAAGAUCACUUGAAUAUUUCCUCUUCAAAUUUUGAAACUCAAAGAAAACCUCAAUCUCUUCCCAACUCUAAUAAUCAUCUCUAUUUACAAUGCCUGGCUCAGAUCAUUGUUGAUUGUUUACAAUUGGAUCCAACAGCAAGACCAGAAGCUAAAGAUAUUGUAAGAAAUAUUGAAAUUAUAUAUUAUAGUACCUAUACCAAAUUCAAUUCCCCUGUAAAACCACCAAAUCAACAACAACAAACUACUUUAGGUAGUUCAACAAUUAAUGAACCACCUCCAAAUAGUGUUCUGACUCGAACGAGUCUGAGCAGUGAUAAAUCCUCCUCAUCAACACAAGAAGGAAUCAAUCAUGAUACAGCUUGUCUACUUAAUAAAUCAUUGAUGUGA
Naegleria gruberi is the source of this 1617-nucleotide messenger RNA. RefSeq lists its product as uncharacterized. Gene Ontology annotation, cellular component: cytoplasm. NCBI's taxonomy places the organism in Eukaryota, Heterolobosea, Eutetramitea, Acrasida, Naegleriidae. The record is from RefSeq and is a predicted model, not a curated record. The transcript has a single exon. Gene Ontology annotation, molecular function: ATP binding; protein serine/threonine kinase activity. Gene Ontology annotation, biological process: protein phosphorylation. The coding region runs from base 1 to 1617 and encodes 538 amino acids.